This is a messenger RNA of Epinephelus lanceolatus (giant grouper), 1583 nucleotides long. RefSeq names its product nuclear factor of kappa light polypeptide gene enhancer in B-cells inhibitor, alpha b (gene nfkbiab). The record is from RefSeq and is a predicted model, not a curated record. NCBI's taxonomy places the organism in Eukaryota, Metazoa, Chordata, Actinopteri, Perciformes, Serranidae. Gene Ontology annotation, cellular component: cytosol. Gene Ontology annotation, molecular function: NF-kappaB binding. Gene Ontology annotation, biological process: cellular response to tumor necrosis factor; toll-like receptor 4 signaling pathway.
CACACAGAGGGCAUUAACAGACUGCUGCACAAGUCUGCCAGUAGACAACCAAGUGCACCUCGUACUGAAUAACAAACCAUUAUGGACCUCCACCGGACCAGUAUAUUGAACCAAAUGGAUUACAACCGGGAGUCUAAAGAAGGGAAGCCGGCUCAGUCGACAGAGGAGCGGCUCGACAGCGGUUUGGAUUCGCUGAAGGAGGAGGAGUACCAGGCUGUGGCGGCCGAGAUCCGUCGGCUCCAGGUGGAAUGUGAGCCGCCGCAGCACAAACAAGCUCCCGCUGUAACCGGAGAGCUGCACGAAUGGAAAACACAGAUCACAGAAGAUGGAGACACGCUGCUCCACCUGGCCAUCAUCCACGAAGCCAAGGACUACAUCCGAUCGAUGAUAGACCUGUCCAAGAACUCAGACUUCCUCAACACACAAAAUGACCAGAGACAGACUCCUCUCCACCUAGCGGUAAUAACGAACCAGGCCGACGUGUGCGAGCGCCUCCUGGUAAACGGCUGUGACCCCACGCUGGUGGACGACAACGGGGACACGCCUCUUCACAUCGCCUGUCGCCAUGGAAACCUGCUGUGCUUCAGCGUCCUCACACAGAACUGUCAGCCAGAGCAUCUACACACAGUGAUGGCUGCCUGCAACUACCAUGGUCAGAACUGCCUUCACUUGGCCUCAGUUCAGGGUUUCCUGUCAUUGGUUGAGAACAUGGUGGAUCUAGGAGCUGACAUCAAUGCAAAGGAGCAGCGUAACGGUCGCAGUGCACUGCACCUGGCCGUGGACCAGCAGAAUCUCUCACUGGUCAAACUGCUGCUGAAGAAAGGAGCAGACCCCAACCUCCUGACCUCUGGAGGCCACACUCCCUUCCACCUCACCUACGGUCGCACCAAUGACGAUAUCAGGAAAGAACUGUUCUCACUGACCAGUCCUGACCUGAGGGAGCUGCCUGACAGUGAAUCAGACGACAGUGAGGAAGAGGAGGACGAGGAGUCUGAUGAGGAGGUGGGUUAUGAUGACAUUCAGUGGAAUGGACAUUAGCAGGAAACAAGAGAGGGAGAGAGAGGAAGUUACAGAGGCAGGAGGCUGUGAUGAUGACGGUGAAGGACAAAAGAAACGGCUCGGCACGUCUACUACUUCCUGCUAUGACGUCACAUGAGCCCAACAGUGUGGGUGACACGGCGCGGGCGUGGCCGUUGACGAGACAGAUGGACAGGCAGCUGCAAAGGAGAAUCAGAGACUGAUGGUGGAAUAUAACAAUGAGUCCGCUCCAGGCUGUGGGAGAGCGGUCACGCUGAGAUGUGAAUACAUGACACAUUAUGAUGGGAUGAUUUUGCUGUAUAAAGAGAGGAUUGCUUGUAUUCUGUAGACACUGCAAAUCAUUUGUCACCCAAAAAAAAACAUCCAUCCACACUGAUGUACCAGCAAACAGCUCUGUUGUAUGAUAUUGUAAAUGCUGUGUAUACAAAGAUGUAUUUUUUAUGGAAGCUGUGAAUGCGUACAGUUGAGCAGGUUGUAUAUGUCAGACAGCAAACAGUCCAGCACACUCCAGUUAAAUUAAAGACACUCAUAUUUAACAGUAAAAA